AGGAGGUAGCCUGCUGCUGUGUUGGUGGGAUGGGAAAAGUGAUGCUAGAUGACUGUCCAGCGUGUCCCCACUUGGAUUUGCAACGGUCGGCUGCUGUCCGGUUGUUGUCACAUUUGACAGUGUUCUCAUGGUCUCCGCUGAGGCCAGUAUAGUGUUAAGUAAUGCAGCUGCUUCUGUGAGGCUGCUUGCAGGCUGUUGAGCAGACAUCACCGUGGCUAACUGUUGUUAGCCUGUAUUUUGAAAUCCGCUCCGUUUUUUUCAUCACCUUCCGGUUUCACUGAAAUGCCUUCCGGUUUCACUGAUAUGCCUUCCUGUUUCACUGAAUUGAUUUUCAGUUGUAUGUGUGAGUGGUAAAAGACUUUGGUUUCACAUGUGUCUGUGAGAGGAUAAUUCUGAAAAAAGUCCCGUACGGCACCUCAUACAUUUGCGUGUGUUUUGUUCAAUACAGCGUUUGUGUCUUGCAUGUGUUGUAUCCGUGUCGGCCACCGUACUUUAUGCACUGCAGCUUACACCUUACAAACACUUGUUUUGUUGUUCUUAUGCAUUUUCGCCACAGCUUUUCUAGUGAAAGUGGCACAGCGUUUCUACAACAUGGCAGAGGUGCUCAAAAUGCUUGAGCAGGAUGAGCAAAGUGCUGUCUGUGUUACGGAUUCUUCGUCGGACGACGAAGACCUUGUGUUUGCAGAUAAUAACACAGACUCCGAUGCGGAUUACCGUCUUCCUUCAUCCGAAAGUGAAGAUAGUGAACCUGGACCUUCCAGGACCAGGCAGCCAGAAGGGAGGAAAAGAGGAAGAAAAUCUACUGCUGCACAAUGCAGUGAAGCUGGACCUGCCGGUGAGGAGGACAGGUGGCAUAACAGAGAGGAAGAGGAUGUCCAGCCUGUCCCUUAUCGGUUCAUUCCAACUAGAAAACCCGGCCCAGCAUUUGACACCACCCAGUCUUGGUCCCCACUUGGCCUUUUUCAACUGUUUUUUUCUGCUGCAGUUGUCAGAAAAAUUGUUCAAAACACAAACGCCAAUGCAGCCAGAAGACAAGCUGCUGGGGUGGUUUUCAAGUGGACCAUCCUGACAGUGAAGGACUUCUAUACAUUUUUGGCCAUUGUUAUUUUCACUGGCCUUGUGACAGUCCAUCACAGGUCAGAUUACUGGAGGAAACAAUGGCCAUAUAACUUCUCCUUCCCCAGGGAAAAGAUGUCACGGGACCGGUUUGAGGCAAUUCUCUGGUCUCUUCAUCUCAGCAGCCCAGCAGAAGAUGAAGAAAAUGAGAAGAAGAGGAACUCACCGGCCUAUGACAGACUUUUCAAAAUCAAGCCUUUGUACACUGAGAUGGUGGAUGCCUGCAAAGCGUACUUCCAGCCCUACCAGCAUGUGUCAAUUGAUGAGCGGAUGGUCGCCUCCAAAGCGUGCAUCAGCAUGAAGCACUACAUAAAGGAUAAACCAACAAAGUGGGGAUACAAACUUUAUGUACUUGCUGAUUCAACAACAGGCUACACAUGGAACUUUUUUGUAGACACAGGAAAAAGCAAGUCAGUCUCAGGCCAUGGUCUCGGUUACUCUGCCGUGAUGGACCUCCUCCCUUUUUCUUUUAUGGGUAGUGGAUAUCAUUUGUACACAGACAAUUUUUACACCAGUCCAGCUCUCUUUUCUGACUUGGCCAAGAAGAACAUUGGCUGUUGUGGCACAAUCAGAAAAUAUUGCAUUGGCUUCCCAAAGACCGAGACCAAUGACCUGCCCAAAAAGGCCCAGAGGGGAGACCUUCGCUGGAUUCGUAGUGGCGACCUUCUGUUUGUCAACUGGACGGACACAAGACCUGUUUCAAUGUGCUCCACAAUCCAUAAGGCCUUCACUGGAAAGACUGUAAAGAGAAAAGUGAAGGAGGCUGGGGUCUGGAAUAACAAGCAGGUACCUGUUCCAGACUGUAUUGUGGACUACAACAAGUACAUGGGUGGUGUGGAUUUGUCAGAUCAACUUGUUGGGUGUUACAGCGUUCAUCACAAGACAACAAAGUGGUACAAAACGUUUUUCUACCACUUUGUUGACAUUGCUGUGGUGAACAGCUUCCUCCUACACAAGGAGCUGUACAAGUACCGACAGGACAGCACCCAGCCAAAGCCCUACACCCAAAAACAAUUCAGAGAACAGCUGGCCAAAGAGAUGCUGAUGGUUGCUGGAGAAUCAGCAGCUACCCCCACCCCCACCACUUGCCUUCCUGCUUUCUUUGAAGGGGAAGGACAGCCCAGGAAGUUCUGUGUCAGGUGUACCAAGGCUGGAAUCAGGCGUGUAAAGACAUCUCUAUAUUGUACAAAGUGUGGGGUUCCCCUCUGCCUCACUAAAAACAAAAACUGCUUCAAGCUGUGGCAUGAAGGGAAGUAACAUUGCCAUAUACAUGGACAAUAGUGUAAAUAGUG
Messenger RNA from Monopterus albus (swamp eel), 2408 nucleotides. RefSeq names its product piggyBac transposable element-derived protein 4-like. The transcript is spliced from 3 exons. Bases 463 to 2373 code for a protein of 636 amino acids. Lineage: Eukaryota; Metazoa; Chordata; Actinopteri; Synbranchiformes; Synbranchidae. The record is from RefSeq and is a predicted model, not a curated record.